AUGAAUUAUUUGGCUAUUUUUUGUCUUGUACUCAUUUCAAUAACCACAACAAAUGGAUUUCUCUUUGGUGGUGGUGGUGGCGGUGGAUGUGGAUGCGGUUGUAUGCCAUCACUUCCUAAACCAGAAAUGACAUGUAUGUCAAUUCCUGCAUUUGUAAUACCAAUUCCAAGUUGUCCACAACCAACUUGUUGUUCAUCACCAUGUGGAGGUAAACGUAAAAGAAGAUCAAUUCUUAGCAAAAAAUGGGCUAAUGAAAGAUGUACUGAUCCAGCUCUACGAAAACUUAUCCUUACUAAUAUGCAUGAGGAAUCAACAAAAGCUCAAGAAAAUGUUUAUGAAGCAACAAAAUCAUACUUUAAUGAAACAGAUGAUUUUAUUGUAUCAUGUGGUCCAAGUAAAGAUUUCUACUUUACAACAUCAUUAAGUACAUUCUGUGUUGAUGGAUCAGAAAAAUUAACAUGUUCAAUUUUUAAAUAUGAUUAA
This is a messenger RNA of Strongyloides ratti, 483 nucleotides long. RefSeq lists its product as hypothetical. The record is from RefSeq and is a predicted model, not a curated record. The transcript is spliced from 2 exons. NCBI's taxonomy places the organism in Eukaryota, Metazoa, Nematoda, Chromadorea, Rhabditida, Strongyloididae. The coding region runs from base 1 to 483 and encodes 160 amino acids.